Messenger RNA from Carassius carassius (crucian carp), 2804 nucleotides. It is a transcript of the gene nsmfa, whose product is annotated as NMDA receptor synaptonuclear signaling and neuronal migration factor a. The record is from RefSeq and is a predicted model, not a curated record. The transcript has 16 exons. Gene Ontology annotation, biological process: positive regulation of neuron migration; regulation of neuronal synaptic plasticity. Lineage: Eukaryota; Metazoa; Chordata; Actinopteri; Cypriniformes; Cyprinidae. The coding region runs from base 376 to 2289 and encodes 637 amino acids. Gene Ontology annotation, cellular component: cytoplasm; nucleus.
UGGAGGAGUGGUCGCUCCAUAUAUGGUCCCACUGGGUUUCCUGUCUGGACCCUCAUACUCUUCCACCACCAUAAACACUCUUCAAUCCGUCGUAUCGCUCUUACCUCAAUGAAGAGAGAGAGAGAAAGAGAGAUAGAGGGAAUCUGCUCAUGCAUUUUUUUCUAACUAGUUGACACUAGCAAGAGGAGACGGCAGCAUCCUCUGUCCCGCAUCAGCUGCAGAAUUUUUGCGUUAUGCUGUAAACAGACCUUCAUGUGAACGUGAAAGGAUCUGCGUCCCAAACCAACCCGUUUCCAUCAUUUUUUUCACACCUUUCUCAAAUGCUUUGACAACUGGAAUGUGCUGUUUUCCUGCAAGCGUCGUUUCCAUGCCAGCAUGGGAACUGCAGUGUCCAAAAGGAAGAAUCUGAGGAAUGAUGCGAUUUCUUCGGUGGCAGCCAAAGUUAGAGCAGCUCGUGCAUUCGGAGAGUACCUUCACACUCAUCCUGAGAACCACAACAAAUCAGAUCACUUACUGUCUGACACCCUCAUUGGCCACGACUCUGACUCCCCAGACAGCCUGUGCACUCAGAACAACAAUUUCAACAGCUGCACCCUCCAGGGCUCAUCCAUCGGCACCGACCCCAGUUUGAUCAACCCUGCCCUGGGACUUCUGGAACCGCCGCCUCCGACGACUUCCUCCAAGAGCAGACUGUCUCUAGAACGCAGCUUUUCGGCAGAGGAGGACCAGCUGAAGUGUGUGGAGUGUGCCCUGCAGCCUGCUCGGGUCUACACCAUCACUGGAGAGAGCGGCAUGCUGGGAACCAGCCGGGGAAGCAAGGAGAACCUGGAGCUCGAGGUCUUGAAAGGGCCGCAGGAGGCAUGUCAUGCCGAAGCGCUCGCCCAGCCCUCUACAUCCUCCAACUCUUCUUCUCCGACUCAGCACCACCACCACCGUGGAAGCGGAGGUGGAUCGGGAAACCAUCAUCAUAGCAACCACCAUCAUGGCAACACCCAUCACAGCAACACCAGCGGAGGUGGAAGCAGUGGAACUAGCGGAUCAAACCCCCAACAGCACUUCUCUGGAGCGGGAAUGUCGCACCAUCACCAUGGGGUACCCCAUAACCACCAUCACCUUUCUCAGACGCUGCACAGCUCGGUCAGUGCGCACAACAUCCGCGGCUGGGGGGAGGGAAAGGAAUGCGGCCUGGCGUGCGAGGCCUGUGCCGGGGCUCCUUCACGCAGCCAGGGAUCCCUGGACCUGGAAAGCAGCACCCGAGAUGCAGGCAAGCAACGCCGGCCACCACUAGAGCGGAUGUGCAGUGUGGACCGCAUGACUGGGCUGGAGCGAGAAGAUAACAGUUGGUUCCCUAAAGAAAACAUGUUCAGCUUUCAGACUGCUACAACAACCAUGCAGGCGAUUUCGGUUUUCCGGAGUCUAGCUGAGAGAAAGAGGAGAAAAAACGAGGUGAAGUCAGCCGCCAUCAUCCAGAGAAAUUUCCGGAAGCAUUUAAGAAUGGUGGGCAGCAGAAGAAUGAAAGCACAAACAUUUGCAGAGCGCAGAGCGAAGAGUUUCAACCGAUCCUGGAGUGAUCCAACCCCUGUCAAACAAGACUCCCUAAACGACUCAAAAGACAGUGGGGACCUGCAGACGAGCUGUGGCCCUUCAGAGGAGAGCGGAUGUGAAGACAUGGACUGGGAAGAGGAGAAAGAGAUGGAGAGACUGGCGUGUGAGGGGGAUGACUUCAUCCCUCCUAAAAUUAUUCUGAUCUCAUCUAAAGUUCCUAAAGCAGAAUAUGUUCCCAACAUCAUUCGAAGGAACGAUCCAUCUAUUAUACCUAUUCUAUAUGAUCAUGAGCAUGCCACGUUUGAUGAUAUUUUGGAGGAGAUUGAUAAGAGACUGACAGCCUACAGGAGGGGUAGUAAGAUCUGGCGCAUGCUGAUCUUCUGUCAGGGCGGCCCGGGGCACCUGUACCUUCUGAAGAAUAAAGUGGCCACUUUUGCCAAGGUCGAGAAAGAGGAAGACAUGAGCCUGUUUUGGAAACGUCUGAGCCGGUUUAUGAGUAAAGUGAAUCCAGAGCCCAACCUGAUCCACAUCAUGGGUUGUUACGUACUGGGAAAUCCUAAUGGAGAGAAGCUGUUCCAGAAACUGAAGAACUUGAUGAGGCCUUAUUCUGUCACGUUUGAGUCACCGCUGGAGCUCUCGGCUCAGGGCAAAGAUAUGAUUGAGAUGUACUUUGACUUCCGUCUGUUUCGACUUUGGAAAACCCGGCAGCACUCAAAACUCCUCGACUAUGAAGAUCUCUUGUGACCCCGUGCGGGUCAGUGUGUAGCUUUGCGGGCAGGACGUCCCACUGUAAAACUCCAUUCCACCAGCUUUCAUUUUGGAGUUCAGGAGGAAGAGGACUGGAGAGGGACAAAGCCACUUCGCUGCCAUCAUUGCGUCAUGAGUAUUGUUUAUUUCAGCUCACUUCUGUGGACUUUGACUGCUUCAGAACGGUAACACACAAGAAACUAAAACCAGUGGCAAAUGGUUCAAAACACAAGAAAAAUCUUGAUACGGGGUGUUUUUGUUCCCUAAUGGAAAAAGAGAAGUCGUUUCUCAGAACUGGUUGACAGUCUGUCGACUGCUUUUGUUUUUAAACUAACAUAUCGCCGACUUAUCGAUCACUAGCCGAGACCGUUGUGCUUACAAGUGUCACGCCGAAACGUACCUACCAGAACACAAAAAUGGUCCUAUAUGAAAUAACAUCUAAUAUAUCAGUAUACAUACAGGAUAUACAUCUCAUUAGUAUAUAGAAUAGCUAUAGUCAUGCAAAUAAUCUA